Manduca sexta (tobacco hornworm) is the source of this 2091-nucleotide messenger RNA. It is a transcript of the gene Agpat1, whose product is annotated as 1-acyl-sn-glycerol-3-phosphate acyltransferase alpha. The record is from RefSeq and is a predicted model, not a curated record. Gene Ontology annotation, cellular component: membrane; endoplasmic reticulum. Lineage: Eukaryota; Metazoa; Arthropoda; Insecta; Lepidoptera; Sphingidae. Bases 1413 to 1985 code for a protein of 190 amino acids. The transcript has 6 exons. Gene Ontology annotation, molecular function: 1-acylglycerol-3-phosphate O-acyltransferase activity. Gene Ontology annotation, biological process: phosphatidic acid biosynthetic process.
UGCCAAGGAAAGCAAAAGAUUUUUUUAACCCCAUCUUAAUUUUUAUUUUUUUAUGUUAUAAAUUUAUUAUUUUCAUAUCAUUCCUAUUUUACUAAAAAAAAAUUACUCAUAAAUUUUUUAAGUUAUCAAGCAUUAGAUAAAUUUAUAAUUUUAUAUUUUACUUGACUCUAUGAUGAUCUCUUUUAUUUCUAAGAGUGAAAAAUAAUGUUUACAUACAAAUAGUAACCAUCUACUUACCAUAUUCAGGCAAAAAAAAAAGAAAAUGUAAACAAAUUUAUCUACUUUUUGCAUGUAGUAUAACAUGAGUGUAUAAUCAUUUGUCAAUUACUUAAAUUAUGAUUGUUAAUGUAUAAUUGACCAAAAGGUUUAUUUCAACAAUGUAUUUUUUUGUUUGUUUUCCACUUGUGUAUAUGAUACAUAGUAUUAUACAGUAUUGUUUUAACAUAGCAUUACUAAAUGAAGAAUAUACAUAACUUCUUGAAAAUAAUACUUUACAUUAAUUAAGUUAUACAACCUAAUGUCACUAUUCAUACUCUUAAAUAUUUUUUAUAGGUGGCAAAAUCACACUUUCAAUCAGAAAUACACUCACGCACAUGACAUAUACGCACUAAACUGAUAAAAAAAUCAGAAAGUAUAACUGGGACUAAAAAUAUUUGUUAUUUGUAGAUAAUUUUUCGUACAAUGUUAGCAUAGGUAAAGACGAGUGUGUGGUUUCUUUUAUAAACACAAUAUUAAAAUGACCUUGUAUAUAUUAUGUUCAAUGCAGUAAAUAAAUAAAUUCUACAAUAAUUAACAUGAGACCAAUUAUUGUUCUUAUGUUAAGAAAAUAGUGCAUAAACCAGUCUAAUGAGGUACUCGAGUAAAAUCCUUAUUUCAGUUUCCGUUAGAAUUAUCAAAUAAAUGUAAACUGAAGCCAAGAACCAUGUUUAAAUAAUAAAUAUAAAUCUUUCAAAGUUAUAAAACUCCAAUUUAAAAUUUAAUGAUAGUAUGCACUUGUAGUAGCAAUAUGUACUAAACCAAGGUUUUAUAAAAUAAAAAACACUGUGCCAUAUGAAGGUAUGCAUUGUAAUAUAUAAUUGUGAUACUUUUAUAAUUUUAUUUAUAUUCAAGUUAUUUAGGUACAUACUGGACUUGAUGUUAAUAUAAUGUGAUUUAUAGCCACUUAAUUUCUCCAUGGGUAACUUGAAAAUGUUUUACAUAUUCCAUUUCAUUUGUUUUUAUAUCAACUUGAAAGGCUUUUUCACAUUUGGUGAUUUGAAUUCUAUAGUUAAUUGUUUCAGUAAGCCAAGACUCAAUGUGAUCUGUUUCUCUAUUAGAAUAAAAAUAAUGUGGUCUUGUGUAUAUACAAUGUUGCUUCCAGAUUUUGUCGGUAUGCUUCGUACAUAGUUGGUAUAGAGUGGGAAUUGCGUGGGAUGGAAUACUGGGAUAAUGAACAGUGUUACAUUGUUAUAUCAAACCAUCAGAGCUCGUUAGAUAUAUUAGGUAUGUUUGAAAUGUGGCCGCGGAUGAAGCGCUGCACAGUUGUAGCUAAGAGACCGCUUAUGUUUACUGGUGCAUUUGGAUUCGGUGCCUGGCUAUCAGGUUUAGUAUUUAUCGACAGGCUUAAAACAGACAGGGCAAGACAGCUAAUGAAAGAGGCCACCGAGAGAGUCAUAAAGGAAAAGACGAAACUGUGGGUUUUUCCUGAAGGUGCAAGAUACAAUAAAGGUUGUCUACAGGCGUUUAAAAAAGGAGCAUUCUAUCUGGCUAUUGAUGCUCAGAUUCCAAUUCUGCCGGUUGUGUUUAGUCAAUACUACUUUCUCGACAAUGAAACCAAAACUUUUGAACCAGGAAAGGUUGUUAUUACCACAUUGCCUCCAAUCCCAACGAAGGGUAUGACACGAAAUGAUUUAGAAGCCCUGUCGGAAAUGGCACGGGAACAAAUGAUUGAUGUCUUUAAUGAAAGUUCCAAAGAUCUAGUCAUGCAGAAAAAAAUUGCUGUUUAAUUGAAUUGUUAUAUGGAAACAUUAUUAGUAUUAUUCGACUUGCAUUCCAGUUUACAAUAAGUUAAGAUUUUGUCAAUAAAAUCUGAGUUAAGUAUACCAAAGAAAA